Molecule: messenger RNA, 1811 nt
Organism: Coccinella septempunctata (seven-spotted ladybird)
Lineage: Eukaryota; Metazoa; Arthropoda; Insecta; Coleoptera; Coccinellidae
Product: MFS-type transporter SLC18B1-like
Exons: 10
Coding region: 228-1691 (487 amino acids)
Biological process (GO): transmembrane transport
Molecular function (GO): transmembrane transporter activity
Source: RefSeq, a predicted model, not a curated record
CCGGCUCUCUUCUUUGGGUGUUUCAUCAAAUGCCUUUUCGCUAACCGGGCCCCAUCACUAUAUCGUCUUUCAAAAUUAGUGUUUGAAAAAAAAUGUUCUUUGCCAGGACAGAAAAGCAGUGUGUUUCGUGGUUUUCCUUGAGAACUUUAUGUGCUAAUUGUUCAAGUAGUAAAAAUUUGGAAAUUUGUUAAUUUUGUGAUUUAUCAGUUUCAUUCGAAGUAAGAAGUAUGAUGUCUGAAGAAAAAUACGGUGCGACUAUUGGUUCGCAGAAUUAUGAGAAGAAAGAUGAAGAAAACAAUAAUGAAAAGAUUAAAAAAAAGCACCCGUUCACGCUGCGCCAGAAGGUCGCCCUGGUGAUGCUGGCCACGGUGGACUUCAUGAGCUUCUGUUCCAUGUCCAUAAUGGCCCCUUUCUACCCCAAGGAGGCGGCCGCCAAGGGGAUGACGGAACUGACGGCUGGUUUCGUUUUCGGCUUCUACGCCCUGGUGGUGAUGCUGAGUUCUCCAGUUUUCGGCAAAGUGAUGCCGAAGGUGGGAGUGAAGCUUUGCUUCAUUUCGGGAACUCUUUUCUCCGGAGUAUGCAGCUGCGCCUUCGGGCUUCUGAACAUGGUAAAUGAUUAUACCACUUUUACUGUUUUAUCUUUCGUAAUAAGGGGCUUCGAAGCCUUGGGAGCCAGCGCCUAUUCGACAGCUGGAUAUGUGAUAAUAGUUAAUAUUUUUCCAGAACAUUCCGGAGCAGUUAGAGGACUUCUGGAAACCUUCGUGGGUCUAGGCAUGAGUGCUGGUCCAGCUAUAGGGGGUCUCCUCUAUGCGGUUGGAGGUUUUGGUCUGCCAUUUUACGUAGUAGGAUUAAUAACAAUUGUGAUAGCUCCGAUGAAUAUCUAUCUUCUACCCAAGUUGGAGAAAUUCACCAUGGAGCAAAAAGCAGGAUCUUUCACGAAACUACUGCGACUACCCUCCGUAUUAGUCACUUGCCUGAUCUUAGUGGUAGUUGCUGCAACUUGGGGAUUCUUGGAUCCCACCUUGGAGCCACAUUUAAGACCGUUCAAUCUUGAUGCCGGAAGAAUAGGAUUGAUAUUUCUCCUUUUGUCUGCCAUGUACGGCAUAUUUUGUCCUGGAUGGGGAUGGCUAUCCGACAAACUGGAUACUUAUUGGUGGAUCAUGUCCGUUGGUCUGCUCAUUAACUUUUUCUGCCUGAUGUGUUUGGGACCUUCUCCUGUCUUACAUUUUCUGACCAACACAAUCUGGUUGAAUAUAGUAUCCUUGUCAACUUUGGGUGUAUCAGUUGCCAUGGCCCAAAUGCCUACCUAUAGGAGCUUGUUAGACAGUGCCAUGGUUGGUGGUUUCACGGAAACAAUAGGAACACACAGUUUGAUAGCAGGAUUGUGGUCUUGCGUCUACUCAAUGGGAGAGGUGAUCGGCCCCAUUGCUGGUGGUGCCCUUAUGGAAAACUAUGGCUUUCCUGUGACGUCGACAGUAUUCGCAGUUGCCAACUUGGUCACCUCGAUACUAGUGACUUUGUUUUUUAUGACCAGGACUAAGAAAGAAGUUGUUGAAGUGCCAAAAAAUAACAAGCCUAUAAUCAUCACUGCUGAAAAUUUCAAUAAUGGUGCCGCAGUAGUUGUUAAAGAUCAGUCAUCAGAAAUAGUGAAUUCUAUAAGUGUAUCGGAUAGUGAAUGUUUCAAAUCCUGAUAAUUCUCGUUUUGUAUAUAUAUUUUUGAUAUAAAAAUUGUAUUAUUACUAGAGAUUAACUGAUGCUCUGCGAAUGAGUCUCGGAAAAGUAUUAACUUUAUCAUUAAAAGUUUAAAAGCA